GAGGCGGUGCCGGGCCGCGCUCGGGCUCCGGUCCCAGGGCGGCAGCGCGGGAGGCGGUGCCGGGCCGCGCUCGGGCUCCAGUGCCAGGGCGGCAGCGCGGGAGGCGGUGCCGGGCCGCGCUCGGGCUCCAGUGCCAGGGCGGCAGCGCGGGAGGCGGUGCCGGGCCGCGCUCGGGCUCCGGUCCCAGGGCGGCAGCGCGGGAGGCGGUGCCGGGCCGCGCUCGGGCUCCAGUGCCAAGGCGGCAGCGCGGGAGGCGGUGCCGGGCCGGGGCCGCCCCCGCUCCAGUGCCAGGGCGGCAGCGCGGGACCCGCCAUGGCCGCUGUGCGCCCCCGCCGCUGACAUGGCCGGGGCCAGCGGCGGGCGGCAGCAGCCGGCGGAGCUCCCCGCAGAGCCGCCGGAGAGCUACCAGCUGCGGCAGGAGAACGAGCUCCAGGUGCUGGAGUCCAUUUACGGGCAGGACUUCCAGGACCUGCGGCAGAGCCAGGCCUGGAAGGUACGACAGCCUCCUGAAAUUAAUUUAGUUCUGCGUCCUCAGGGAUUGACUGGUGCUAAUGAAGUGUAUGCCAAAGUUGACCUGUGGGUCAAGUGUCCACAUACUUACCCUGAUACAGUUCCUGAGAUAGAACUAAAAAAUUCCAAAGGCUUGUCAAAUGAGAAAAUAAAUGAACUAAAAUGCAGGCUAGCUGAACUGGCAAAACAGCGCUGUGGGGAGGUGAUGAUAUUUGAACUAGCUGACCAUGUACAGUCAUUUCUCAGUGAGUAUAAUAAACCACCUUCCAAGUCUUUUCAUGAGGAAAUGCUAAAAAAUCAUCAAAAGGAACAGGAAAGAUUGGCUCAGGAGGAAUUGCGUAGGGCACAAGAAGUUAAAAGAAGAGAGGAGCAGGAGCAACGUGAAAUCCUUAACGAGAUUCAGAGAAGGGAGGAAGAGAAAAGGGAAGAAAGAAAAAAGAAAGAGAUUGCCAAACAGGAACGUUUGGAAAUAGCUGCUCUGACAAAUCAAGAAGACUCUCACAGGAGAGAUACUGCAGGACAUAGAGCUACUUCACGCUUAAAUGGGAGCUGUUUGGAACAUGGAGUGAAUAAUAAACACCGACCAAAUUCAGCUGGACGUUCAAAACGAGAACGCCAGAUUUCUGUUAGUAAUAAUGAAGAGUCCCCUGGAAAUCAUGAAGUUCUGAACUUCAGCACAAGUGGUGCUGGACAGCUUACUGUCCAUAAAGGAAGAUGUCUGGGCAAGGAUGAGCAGCUUGGUAAAUCUGUCUACAAUGCCUUGGAAAUUCACAGUGGAGACUUUGUUCUAAUAUAUGAGUGGGUUCUGCACUGGCAAAAAAAGAUGGGAAAGUUUCUUACAACUCAUGAAAUAGAAAAGAUUGAGAAGUCUAAGAAACAGCUUCAGGGAGCAGAAACAGAGUUCAGCUCACUGACGAAGCUAAGCCACCCAAACAUAGUACACUACAAAUGUAUGAACCUCAAAGAAAGGGAUGACUCAAUUGUGGUGGAUAUUUUAGUGGAGCACAUAAGUGGUUGCAGCCUUUCUACAUACUUGCACAAAGAGACUCCGGUUCCAGUUGAGCAGUUGCGCCAUUAUGUGAUCCAGAUACUGUCUGCUCUCGACUACUUGCACAGUAAUUCAGUAGUGCACAAGGUCCUUUGUGCUUCCAGUGUCCUGGUAGAUGCUGAAGGAAACAUCAAGGUCACAGACUACAGCAUUUCCAAGCGCUUAGCUGACAUCUGCAAAGCUGAUGUUUUUGAGCAGACCAAGGUUCGUUUUAGUGAGGAUGGUCUUCCCAACAAGCCUGGAAAAAAAGGAGAUGUAUGGCGUCUGGGCUUGCUUCUGCUUUCACUCAGCCAGGGCCAAGUAACCAAGGAAUUCCCAGUUGCUGUUCCUACCAAUUUACCUGCUGACUUUCAAGACUUUCUAGAAAGGUGUGUUUGCUUGGAAGAUAAAGAAAGAUGGACUCCUCAGCAGUUGCUACAACAUAGUUUUAUAAACAUUCCACGAAUAAAAAUACCUGUAGCUGAAGAAAAUCUAGAUGAUUCAGCAGGUAUAGAUUACAUGGAGACAGUUGUACCCAGCAGUCGGAUAUCCAGUGCUUCAUUCUUCACAGAAACACAAAGACAAUUUUCACGAUACUACAAUGAGUUUGAAGAGCUAAAAUUACUUGGUAAAGGGGCUUUUGGAGCAGUCAUCAAGGUGAGAAAUAAACUUGAUGGUUGCUAUUAUGCUGUGAAGCGUAUUCGCAUAAACCCUACCAGCAAGCAAUUUCGGAGGAUUAAGGGGGAAGUAACGUUACUUUCCCGCUUGAACCAUGAAAAUAUUGUGAGGUAUUACAAUGCUUGGAUAGAAAAACAUGAAAGUCCCCUUCCCACCGUGUCAACAUCUGAAGCAACCGAAGAGAGAAAAAUGCCCCUCAAAGCCGGUCCCUACAUCCUUUCUGCUGAGGAGACAAGUGAUGUGGAAACUAAUGCUCCUCCUCCGUGUUUGACAAGUUCAGUUGAGUGGAGUACUUCAUGUGAAAGAUCCUCCAGCAACAAAUUCAGUGGAGCUGAUCAGGAGUCCAGUGAUGACGACGAUGAUGGUGAUGGCGUGUUCUCACAUUCAAUUUUGCCAACCACAGAUUCUGAAAGUGAAAUAAUUUUUGAUAACGAAGAUGAAAAUAGUAAAGGUCAUUCUCCAAAUGAAGAAGGCAAUGAAAAGAAUAGCCAUGGAGGAGAAGACAGGACACCAGUUGUUCAGACUGUGCAUUAUCUGUACAUUCAGAUGGAGUAUUGUGAAAAAAGCACAUUAAGGGACACUAUUGACCAAGGGCUACAUGAAGAUACCAGUCGGCUUUGGCGGCUUUUCCGAGAAAUUUUGGAUGGAUUAGCUUACAUCCAUGAAAAGGGAAUGAUCCACAGAGACUUGAAACCUGUGAACAUUUUUUUAGAUUCAGAUGAUCAUGUGAAAAUUGGUGAUUUUGGUCUAGCUACAGAUUAUCCAGCAAAUGCAGUGGUCUCUAAACAAGAGGAAAAUCUCUCAGAUGGUUCUGCUGUGUCUGACCCAUCAGGUAACUUGACAGGGAUGGUUGGCACCGCACUGUAUGUCAGCCCAGAGGUCCAAGGAAGCACAAAAUCCACAUACAAUCAGAAAGUGGACCUGUUCAGCCUAGGUAUAAUAUUCUUUGAAAUGUGUUACCAUCCUAUGAAUACUGCAUCAGAAAGGAUCUUUGUUCUUGGUCAGCUAAGGCUGCCUGCGAUUAUAUUUCCUAAGGACUUCGAUGAAGUCAAGCAUGCAAAGCAGAGAUUGGUUAUUACGUGGCUUCUGAACCACGAUCCUGCAGCACGACCAACAGCUGUGGAGCUGCUAAAAAGUGAACAUCUUCCACCACCACAAAUGGAAGAGUCAGAACUCCAUGAAGUGCUCCACCAUACCUUAGCAAACGUGGAUGGAAAGGCCUACCGGACUAUGAUGAGUCAGAUAUUUGCACAGCGUGUAUCUCCAGGAAUUGACUAUACUUAUGACAGUGAUAUGCUGAAGGGUAGUUUUUCUAUUUGGGCAGCCAAGAUACAGCAGCAUGUAUGUGAGAUUGUCAGCCGGAUAUUUAAAAGACACGGAGCCAUCAAGCUGCAUACUCCACUGCUGAUGCCCAGAAAUAAAAAACUAUAUGAACACAAUGAAGCUUCGUAUUUCAUGGAUCACAGCGGGAUGCUGGUAAUGCUUCCUUAUGAUCUCAGAAUUCCUUUUGCAAGAUUUGUAGCUAGAAAUAACAUAUCAAACUUGAAAAGAUACUGUAUAGAGCGAGUUUUCAGACCUCGGAAGUUAGACCGCUGUCAUCCCAAAGAACUCCUAGAAUGUGCAUUUGACAUCAUUACAUCUACUGGAAAUAGCUUUUUGCCUAUAGCAGAAACAAUUUAUGCCAUUUCAGAAAUCAUUCAAGAGUUUUCAGUGCUACAGGAAAGAAACUACAGUAUUUAUCUGAACCACACUGCCUUACUCAAAGCCAUACUUUUGCACUGUGGGAUACCAGAGGACAAACUCAAUCAGGUCUACAUCAUUCUCUAUGAUGCUGUGCUUUCUCGACUCUAUAAAUUCAUUGAGCAGAAGGGAGAAGCAAGUAAUGUAUUUCCAUUUCUAAACACAAUGAUAAAACAAAAGCCAAGUGUCAUUCAGCUGUUGAAGCAUGGCAUGAAGGAUUUAGAGGAAAUCAUAGGUUUAUUAAAGCAACUGGGAAUAAAACUUCAGAUCUCUAUCAAUCUGGGACUAGUUUACAAAAUACAGCAGCACAAUGGUAUUAUCUUUCAGUUUAUAGCAUACAUCAAAAGAAGACAAAGAACUGUUCCUGAAAUUCUUGCUGCAGGAGGCAGAUAUGAUCAUCUGAUUCCACAGUUUAGAGGGCCACAGGCAGUAGGACCAGUUCCUUCCGCUGUUGGUGUCAGCAUUGCUAUAGAUAAAAUAACUGCUGCUGUUUCCAGUGUGGAGGAUUCUGUUUCUGUCAGCUCUUGUGACCUGCUGGUUGUAAGUGUUGGUCAGAUGUCAAUGGGUAGAGCUAUCAACAUUGUUCAGAAAUUCUGGACUGCAGGAAUUCCAGCCGAAAUAAUGUAUGACUGGUCCCAGUCCCAGGAAGAACUGCAGGAAUACUGCAGAUGCUCAGGGAUUACAUAUGUGGCUCUGGUGUCAGAGAAAGAAGGAAGUCAUGUGAAGGUGAAAUCCUUUGAGAAAGACAGGCAGACGGAGAAAAGGAUUUUAGAAUCUGAUUUAGUAGAUCACCUGAUCCAGAAACUGAAAAUGAAAAUCGGUGAUGAAAGAUGUAGUAGAGAAACCACAGAUAAUCUUUCAAUACCAAAUCAAAAAGGAUCAUUUACUAAUAUUUCAGGUGUGUUUGAAUCACAUGGAACUCUUGUAGUGCCUAAUGUUAGUGUUAUAGCUCCUGAAAAAUUAUCUGCCAGUGCCAGGCGUCGUCAAGAAAUUCAGGUGCAAACAAGACUUCAGACAUUCAUUUCUAGCCUGCAACAGAAAACAAGUGAGAUUGAGAUUUUAGCAGUUGAUCUGCCAAAAGCAACUGUGAUACACUUCUUAUCAUUAGAGCUUGAUGGAGAUAAACAAGCCUUUGAUGCUACUGUGAGACAACUGAUGUCACGGUGGCCCAAGCAGAGAUCUUCCUAUUUACAAGCAAUUUGUGAUGAAAUUUACAGUCUCAAAAUGGAAAAGAGGGUUCCUGCACUUAUCCUGUACAGUUACCGAGAUGAAUACAAAGUUUUGUUUUAGUACUUAAAGCAUCUUUCAUGGGGUGCUUCUACAACAGUGUUUUGUCAGAAGGAAUUUCAAAAAGCUGUAAUAAUGCAAGACAGGCAACUAGUGCCUUUUUCUGCUUUUUCUGUGUCCAGAUUGCAUUUCAUGUAUAAUACUGUCCUGAUUCUGGCAGGAGAGGGUUAAGAUUUGCUGUAGCUAGGAGGCAUGGCCAGGACCCAGAGGUUCAUUUGUACCACCUCAAGCCACUGCUGGGGGCCUUCCAGGCGGGCACAGUGUGGCAGAGGGAGCAGUUGGGGUGUGUUGUUUUUGUGGACUCGUUCACCUGUCCUGGACCUUCUGCCACUGGUAUUGUUGCUGUUACGGGUUUAUCUCACUGCUGUUUCCAGUAAAUUCAUACCUCAACCUGUGCUCUUUACCUUCUGUGUCUCCCAGUUCUCCUCUCCAGCCACCAACAGGGGAGGGGGUAGUGAGUGGCACAUGUAUUCAAAUGGAGCACUAAACUAGAGAAUGACAUUCCUAAACCAUGACAAAUACAAAACUAAAUGCUUUCAAAAUGUGGAAGUAAUUGUUUUAUAGGCAAUUAAGGAGCAAGUCUGACUAUAGCCACAGCUAGGCAUUACCAUGUAAUUCUUGCCCCUUAUGCUACAUAAAUCAGCUGUACAGAUGUAAAACUUUUUUUUUAAAUAGUUUCAAAAUGCUUUUUAUGCAACAGUAGUACUGCAACAAGCAAUGUCAGUUCUAGAAUUAUGAAAUAAUUAAUUACCUUUAACAAAUUGUUUUAAACAUUUUUUGAGUUUUUAUGAAAUAAAAACUGCUGAGCCUUAUUGAAAUACUCAUUAUGAGCCUUUUGUGUUUCAUUUUUGGUUGGGAUUUUUAACCUACUGUUUUAAUUUAUGUAUAAAAUAUGGUAGACUUCAGGCUGAGAGUUGUUACCAGCCUGUGCUUGUCCUGUCUGUACUUUUGCAUUGAAAUCAAGCAGCAGCUUCUGUGAGAUCAACACCUGAUAAAAGAAAAACACUUGUUUCAGACCUGCAGAAUCUAAACCAAAGACUUUGAAGAGAAACAUAAGCCGCAUGUGCUUGGGGCAUAACCAAAGUUUUGAACUAACUUUCUUUACCUGAGUUGUCAGAUGAAGUUUGAGGCUAGUCAUAGUAAUGAUGGAAGUA
This is a messenger RNA of Poecile atricapillus (Black-capped chickadee), 6396 nucleotides long. It is a transcript of the gene EIF2AK4, whose product is annotated as eukaryotic translation initiation factor 2 alpha kinase 4. The transcript has 38 exons. Gene Ontology annotation, cellular component: cytosol. Gene Ontology annotation, molecular function: ATP binding; eukaryotic translation initiation factor 2alpha kinase activity; protein binding. The record is from RefSeq and is a predicted model, not a curated record. Gene Ontology annotation, biological process: DNA damage checkpoint signaling; regulation of translational initiation by eIF2 alpha phosphorylation. Lineage: Eukaryota; Metazoa; Chordata; Aves; Passeriformes; Paridae. Bases 341 to 5245 code for a protein of 1634 amino acids.